CUUCAAUCCCCAUCACCUAUUUAACCCAUCCCUCCACCCAGCUCCCCUCUGUUAAAACCCCCUGAGGCUCAGAAGGUCAACGCUUGCUCAGGAUCACCCUAGUUGUAAGUAGUGGAGCCUCACCAUGGACUUCCCUACUACAUGGCCUCAACUUCUCUCACUUCAUCAGCGAUACGAUCCUGGAAAGGCCUGUGAGCGGGAUGUCCAGUGUGGGGCGGGCACGUGCUGUGCCAUCAGCCUGUGGCUACGUGGGCUUCGGAUGUGCACCCCGCUGGGGCGGGAAGGAGAGGAGUGUCACCCCGGCAGCCAUAAGGUCCCCUUCCUCAGAAAACGCCAGCACCAUACCUGCCCCUGCCUGCCCAGCCUGCUGUGCUCCAGGUGCCUGGAUGGCAGGUACCGCUGCUCCACGGACCUGAAGAACAUCAGCUUCUAGGAGCCUGUCUGUAGUCAGGAUACACAUCGCGCCCCUGCAUGAGCCCAGCCUGGGCUCGCCUCUUAGGCCCUAUCUGCCCCGUGGCCCAGCUCCCCCACCGCCCCGUCCCCGAACUGUCCUCCUC
This is a messenger RNA of Zalophus californianus (California sea lion), 557 nucleotides long. It is a transcript of the gene PROK1, whose product is annotated as prokineticin 1. NCBI's taxonomy places the organism in Eukaryota, Metazoa, Chordata, Mammalia, Carnivora, Otariidae. Bases 125 to 433 code for a protein of 102 amino acids. The transcript has 4 exons. The record is from RefSeq and is a predicted model, not a curated record.